Mesitornis unicolor (brown roatelo) is the source of this 1830-nucleotide messenger RNA. It is a transcript of the gene HASPIN, whose product is annotated as germ cell associated 2 (haspin). The transcript has a single exon. The record is from RefSeq and is a predicted model, not a curated record. Lineage: Eukaryota; Metazoa; Chordata; Aves; Mesitornithiformes; Mesitornithidae. Gene Ontology annotation, biological process: intracellular signal transduction; mitotic cell cycle; protein phosphorylation. Gene Ontology annotation, molecular function: histone H3T3 kinase activity; ATP binding. Bases 1 to 1830 code for a protein of 609 amino acids. Gene Ontology annotation, cellular component: cytoplasm; nucleus.
AUGCAGGGACCCUGCCAGGCACAAGCUGCCCUGUCCCCACAGAAAGCCACAAGCACGCCCCAGGCAGGGUUUCCUCCCCUCAAUGGUGAGCUGCAGCACCCAGCACUGUAUGAUAGUGCCAUCUCUAAUGAUCUAAAGAAAGAGUCAACAAAAGGAAGCUUGAGCUGUUGGAGUGGCAAAGCUAUGGAGUACCAGCUUACACCAGUGGUGGUCUUGGACCCACUAGAAGUGCUGGUGAGCAUGAAACGCAACAAAAAGGCAGAUACUCCACCUGCCUGCCAGCAGCCAGUAUCUCCUUUGGGCCUUCAAGGCAUCUUGGAGAAUAAACAUAAGAGUCCCAAGUUCAUUUCUGGAGGGGGAAGUACCUGUAGAAAAGCUUGCAUCAGUGGCUUCAGCGCCAGCCGGUGGGGGAGGCAAACAAGGCUCCAUCCAAAAAGGCACAAAAAUAAGAGACAGCAGCAGCCUAAUAACUCCUUUGCCAGACCACAGAUGAGGCAAAAAGGAAGGCAGAAAGGGAGUGUUUUGGAGAUGUCUGUAGAUGUAAGAGACAAUGACUGUUCAUUCCUCAAUAAUUCCUAUUCCUGGGGUAGAGUUCGAGCAUCUUUGUCCCUCCAUAAGAAGAAGAAAGUUACCGCAGAAGAGAUUUACUGCAACAGCAUCCUUUGUACCCCUUCUGUGAAAUCCCAGCUUUCAGAGCACCAAGCAAACCUCUCUGCUAGUAGGUCUCAGAGCUGCACUUGGUCUACUUCCUCCAUGGUGCUGCUGGCUCCUAGGGACUCCUGCUCUGUGCUGGAGCCAGUGCUUACAGAUGCAGAGAAGGUGUUUGGGGAAUGCCACCAAGCAGGGCCCAUCACUUUUGAGGAAUGCAUUCCUUUAGAUAAGAUGAAAGAUUGUAAGAAAAUUGGAGAAGGGGUGUUUGGAGAGGUCUUCCAGAUUGACAGUGAGAGAGGACCUGUGGCCUUAAAAAUAAUUCCCAUUGAGGGAACUGAAAGAGUAAAUGGUGAAGCUCAAAAGAGCUUUGGAGAGGUUCUGCCUGAGAUAAUAAUUUCAAAAGAACUCAGUCUUCUGUCUGAAGAGUCUGUGAAUAGGACUGUUGGGUUCAUCAGCUUGUACUCUGUGCACUGUGUUCAAGGAGCCUACCCCAAAUAUCUCCUGGAAGCCUGGGACAAAUACCACGAAGUAACGGGUUCAGAAAAUGAUCGGCCAGACCUUUAUGGGGAUGAGCAGCUCUUCAUGGUUCUGGAGUUUGAAUUUGGAGGCAGUGACUUGGAGAAUAUGAGAAACAGUUUCAGUUCAAUGGCAUCAGCAAAAAGCAUUUUGCACCAGGUCACUGCAUCCCUGGCUGUGGCAGAACAGGAACUGCACUUUGAGCACAGAGACUUGCACUGGGGGAACGUGCUGGUGAAGAGAACGGACGUCAAGGAGCUUCAUUAUGUGCUGAACGGGGUCACACACACAAUCCCCACAGCAGGGAUUCAUGUCAACAUCAUAGACUAUACCUUGUCUCGGCUGGAGAAGGAUGGGUUAACUGUGUUUUGUGACCUUUCCACUGAUGAGGAAUUGUUUCAAGGCACAGGGGACUACCAGUUUGAUAUCUACAGGCAAAUGAAAGAGGAGAACUCCAACAGCUGGGCUGACUAUCAUCCACACAGCAACGUCCUCUGGCUGCACUACUUGUCAGAAAAACUUUUGAAAGACAUGGGCUACAAGAAAAAGAAAUUGACUUCUGUCUCCAGGAAAACAAAGCAGCAGCUUGUUAAAUUCCACAACGAAGUGCUGAGCUUUGAGUCUGCUAAGGAAGUUUUACAAAACAGCAGCCUCUUCCAGUGA